AUGACUUCUCCCUUGAUCCCAAAAAAUGUAUUCAUCCGGUCGCUACGCGAAUCUAGUUAUUCAUUACCAGUCCGGCCUGAGUUUCUCGUUUCGCCAUCUGCCAAGUUGGUCAAUCCUCGUGGCCAUGUCGUGAACACCGAUUCUGUCACCCAGACCUUUUCAGCGUCAGUGGUUACAGGACUGAGCGAUGAAAGAGUGCUUUCGCUCUUUACUACCGGCUUCUUUGGCGGGUUUGUCUUUGGCUUUGAGCGCUUCAUCUUGCGUAUUGGGGGCUACAAGCUUCUCCCAGCCAGAUACACAGCUUUUGAAAUCCCACCGGACGCAGUAACGAUCUGGGACAAGGCCAACGUGCCCAAUACCCAUCUGCUUCCUGUCGGCAGCUGCUUUUUCGGCUCGUUCCGCUUGCUAACCAAGCGCAUCGCCGCUGUUCCCUCUGUAGAAGAGCCCAGCUACGUCGACUACGGCUUUGGCUCGGACGAGUUCAUCUUUAGCGGCUGCCACCGUUUCCAGAUCACCCGUUUGCCCGUCACAGAACAGGAAGGACCUCAGAUCCAGAUAGAGCUGCAACAUCUCCGCUGCAAUCCACAGAAGAACCAACCAUCCUUGGCUGAGUAUAUUGAGCGCUUCCACUACGUCUAUGCCAAGAUGUUAUUUGCCAAUGGAAUCCAGGCACUAUUAUCAAUGCCUCCUCGUUCAUUCGUCAUUCCCGAAGCUCUCGACGCCGAUACUCCUCCCCAAGCACCUUCAGUCGCAUCCUCUUCGCGUCUCUCCUCUUCCAGGACAUCAUCGAAGGCCUCCGAGAUCUCGCGCAACUCCUCCCCUACAAAACAGCUCCGUAAUGCAGAGCUGCAGCAGACAGGAUUUGCUAGGGCAUCCUUCGAAGACGGCGAGCAGCCGGCGCCGUUGGAGCGUUUGACUCAACGAUUAAGGGAUAUCGAGGAAGGCGACGGCAUCUUACCAAGAGACCUUCAAAGUGAUGUAUGUGUGAGGAAGCCAUCCAGGUUAUUUGUACUAAUCAUCGCCCAGAUCGCUGGCGAACGUGUACGGCCGUGGAUGUUUGGGGGCAAACCCCAGUUUGGAGCCUCCGACCUACCUGGUGUGCAGACUGUCCGCAAGAUACACCGUCUAGCCCGAAGAUGCUUCAAGGAGAACCUCGCCGAGUCGUCCUGGAGCAAUGACGUGCACUCGCAAAUACUGGAGUGGAUGAUGCGGGAUAGUCCCAACAGCGACAAUGAGCUGUUGGACUACAGAUGUUGCCUGACUGCUGGGGUCAUUAAGGCUUACCGACCGGAACACGCACCGAGCAAGAUGGUUGACUUCUGCAUCUGCGUUCAGCCAGGGACGGACUCGCCGCACCACGAAGCCAUCCAAUCCUGA
Molecule: messenger RNA, 1377 nt
Organism: Fusarium falciforme
Lineage: Eukaryota; Fungi; Ascomycota; Sordariomycetes; Hypocreales; Nectriaceae
Exons: 4
Coding region: 1-1377 (458 amino acids)
Source: RefSeq, a predicted model, not a curated record